Pristis pectinata (smalltooth sawfish) is the source of this 2067-nucleotide messenger RNA. Its product is annotated as calpain-2 catalytic subunit-like. Gene Ontology annotation, molecular function: calcium-dependent cysteine-type endopeptidase activity. NCBI's taxonomy places the organism in Eukaryota, Metazoa, Chordata, Chondrichthyes, Rhinopristiformes, Pristidae. Gene Ontology annotation, biological process: proteolysis. The record is from RefSeq and is a predicted model, not a curated record. Gene Ontology annotation, cellular component: cytoplasm.
CCCACCUGCACCGAUCACCUGGACGCACCUCUCACCAGGACCCACCUGGACCCACCUCUCACCUGGACCCACCUCUCACCUGGACCCACCUCUCACCUGCCAGCCUGCGCUCCUCCCCUUCCCCCUCCUGCUUUAUUCCGGCUCCUGCCCUCCUCCUCUCCAGUCCCGCUGAAGUCUCUCGGCCCGGGGGGAGGGGGGUCGCCGACCGUUGAUCCGCCUCCGCAGACGCUGCCCGACCCGCCGGGACGGAUGGAGACGCUGAGGGAUCCCGCGGAGAGGGAGGGGAGCCGCCGCAACCCGCGCCCGUUCCGGAGGCAGCAGCACCGGGCGCUGGCGGCGAGCUGCCUCCGCAGCGGCUGCCUGUUCGAGGACCCGCUCUUCCCGGCCGCCGGGUCGUCGCUGGGGAACGUCAAGGAGCGGGUGGCCUUCUGGAGGAGACCUCAUGAAAUCCUUCGGAACCCCCAGUUCUUUGUGAAAGGAGUCAGUCGCUUCGAUGUGUGCCAAGGAAAUGUGGGAGACUGCUGGUUCCUGGCUGCCUUGGCCUCGCUCACCAUGCAGCAGGAGCUGUUCGACCACGUCGUUCCCCCGGACCAGGACUUCCACAGGAAUUACUGCGGCAUCUUCCAUUUCCGGUUCUGGUACUUCGGUGACUGGGUGGACGUUGUGGUUGACGACCGUCUCCCAAACGCCAGGAACCAGCUGAUCUUCGUCAGGUCAUGUGAGGAGAACGAGUUCUGGUGUGCCCUCCUGGAAAAGGCCUACGCCAAGCUGUAUGGUUCCUAUGGAGACCUGCACAUGGGACAGAUUGCAGAGGCCAUGGUGGACUUCAGCGGGGGGAUUAAGUUGGAGAUUUUACUGAAGAGCCCACCCCCAGAUCUCUGGAAGAUGCUGAGGACGGCCAUCAGCCUCGGUUCCUUUGUGGGCUGCAGUACAUCGUCAUGCUCCAGAGAACACAGUCCUGGACUGCUGGAUCCCUCCUCGGGGAGUGUCACCACCCCCCCCCCCCACCAAAAGUCCAGGGAGUCUCCGUGGCUCCUUGGCUGUCGCAAGGCUGCAGGGGGACCAGGCCUGGGCAAUGGUAUUCCAGAGAGAAGGGGAGCAAAGGACGGCCAGUGGACUGGUGAUGACCACGCCUACUCGGUCACAGGAGCUGAGGAGGUGGAGUACCACAACCAGCUGGAGGAGUUGGUGCGAGUCAGGAACCCCUGGGGGAACGAUGUGGAGUGGAACAGGGCCUGGAGUGAUGGGUCCGCACUGUGGAACAGGAUCGACCCCAAGAUCAGGGACCGCUCUGCUGCUCGAGAGGACGGGGAGUUCUGGAUGGCAAUGCGGGAUUUCAAGGAGCACUUCUCCCGGCUGGUGAUCUGCAGCCUCACCCCGGACUUCCUGAAGGGCAUUGGGCACCAGGAGUGGGCCUUGUCCACGCACCGCGGCACCUGGCUCAGGGGCUACAGCGCCGGAGGUCCCCUGGACAGCAAUAACGGCAGCUACUGCAGCAACCCCCAGUACCGCUUGACCCUGACCGAGAGCAACGUGGACCCGGAGACCCGAAGGUGCCACUUCGUGCUGUCCCUGAUGCAGAAACCCCGGAACCAGCAUCGCAACGUCAGCCCCAAGCUCGCCAUUGCCUGCCACGUCUUCCAGGUGCCGCCCAUGGGAGGGUUUGCGAAUGACCAUCAGUUUUCUGAAGAAAAGGUAACAAAACGUACUGACGAGGGCAGUGCUGUUGAUGCAGUCUACACAGAGGUGCAGGUGAAGGAGCAGAAGCUGCCGCAGAUGUUCUUCAGCGAGCGUUACCUGGUGACGCGGGGGCUGACGUACACGGCGGUCAGGGAGGUGAGCGAGACCUACCGGCUGGGACCCGGCACCUACAUCAUCGUGCCGAGUACGGAGCAGCCCAACGAGCAAGCCGAGUUCAUCCUCCGCACGUACUUCCACAAGGGCAAGCCCCACAACACACAACCGUCACUGAGCAGGCAGGAGUACAGCGAGUGGGAACAGAUCUUCGAUCAAUAUGCCCAGGUGAGUGACACCAUGUCGCCCCCGGUUACCGUUCUGGGGGGGUGA